Messenger RNA from Elephantulus edwardii (Cape elephant shrew), 1416 nucleotides. RefSeq names its product tubulin, beta 3 class III (gene TUBB3). Gene Ontology annotation, biological process: microtubule cytoskeleton organization; mitotic cell cycle; axon guidance. The transcript has 4 exons. Gene Ontology annotation, cellular component: microtubule; cytoplasm. Gene Ontology annotation, molecular function: structural constituent of cytoskeleton; GTPase activity; GTP binding. The record is from RefSeq and is a predicted model, not a curated record. Lineage: Eukaryota; Metazoa; Chordata; Mammalia; Macroscelidea; Macroscelididae. The coding region runs from base 1 to 1353 and encodes 450 amino acids.
AUGAGGGAGAUCGUACAUAUCCAGGCCGGCCAGUGUGGCAACCAGAUCGGGGCCAAGUUUUGGGAAGUCAUCAGUGAUGAGCAUGGCAUUGACCCCAGUGGCAACUACGUGGGCGACUCAGACCUGCAGCUGGAACGGAUCAGCGUCUACUACAAUGAGGCUUCCUCUCACAAGUAUGUACCUCGGGCCAUCCUGGUGGACCUAGAGCCUGGCACCAUGGACAGUGUUCGCUCUGGGGCCUUCGGACACCUCUUCAGGCCUGACAACUUCAUCUUCGGUCAGAGUGGAGCUGGCAACAACUGGGCCAAGGGUCACUACACAGAGGGUGCGGAGCUGGUGGACUCAGUCCUGGAUGUGGUCCGGAAGGAAUGUGAGAACUGUGACUGCCUGCAGGGUUUCCAACUGACCCACUCGCUGGGCGGUGGCACGGGCUCAGGCAUGGGCACUCUCCUCAUCAGCAAGGUGCGUGAGGAGUACCCCGACCGCAUCAUGAACACCUUCAGCGUGGUGCCCUCGCCCAAGGUGUCCGACACGGUGGUGGAGCCCUACAACGCCACGCUGUCCAUCCACCAGCUGGUGGAGAACACGGACGAGACCUACUGCAUCGACAACGAGGCCCUGUACGACAUCUGCUUCCGCACCCUCAAGCUGGCCACGCCCACCUAUGGGGACCUCAACCACCUGGUGUCGGCCACUAUGAGCGGGGUGACCACCUCACUGCGCUUCCCCGGGCAGCUCAACGCCGACCUGCGCAAGCUGGCGGUCAACAUGGUGCCCUUCCCACGCCUGCACUUCUUCAUGCCCGGCUUCGCGCCGCUGACCGCCCGCGGCAGCCAGCAGUACCGGGCCCUGACGGUGCCCGAGCUCACCCAGCAGAUGUUUGACGCCAAGAACAUGAUGGCCGCCUGCGACCCGCGCCAUGGCCGCUACCUGACCGUGGCCACUGUCUUCCGUGGGCGCAUGUCCAUGAAGGAAGUGGACGAGCAGAUGCUGGCCAUCCAGAGCAAGAACAGCAGCUACUUCGUCGAGUGGAUCCCCAACAACGUCAAGGUGGCCGUGUGCGACAUCCCGCCACGCGGCCUCAAGAUGUCUUCCACCUUCAUCGGCAACAGCACAGCCAUCCAGGAGCUGUUCAAGCGCAUCUCGGAGCAGUUCACCGCCAUGUUCCGGCGCAAGGCCUUCCUGCACUGGUACACGGGCGAGGGCAUGGACGAGAUGGAGUUCACCGAGGCCGAGAGCAACAUGAAUGACCUGGUGUCCGAGUACCAGCAGUACCAGGACGCCACGGCCGAGGAGGAGGGCGAGAUGUACGAGGAUGAGGAUGAGGAGUCUGAGGCCCAGGGCCCCAAGUGAAGCGGGUGCUGGAGCCGGGCUGGGGUGGGGGCAGGGUGGUCCUAUCUGCCCCCAGGGCAGCAG